Panicum hallii is the source of this 678-nucleotide messenger RNA. RefSeq names its product putative lipid-transfer protein DIR1. The record is from RefSeq and is a predicted model, not a curated record. Bases 82 to 396 code for a protein of 104 amino acids. Gene Ontology annotation, biological process: systemic acquired resistance. The transcript has a single exon. Gene Ontology annotation, molecular function: fatty acid binding. Lineage: Eukaryota; Viridiplantae; Streptophyta; Magnoliopsida; Poales; Poaceae.
CCAAAACAGCCAAAGCAAUAAACCAAGCCCCUAGCAAUCUCGCAAAGCUACAAAAACACACACGGUAACCAAGUAAUAACCAUGGCAAAGGCACAGGCGAUGGGCGCCCUCCUGAUGACCGUCCUGGUGGUCCUCGCCACGUCGGCCGAGGUGGCGCACGGCAUCUGCAACCUGUCGAGCGACGGCAUCCGGGCGUGCCAGCCGGCGGCCGCCAUCCGCAACCCGACCAACCAGCCCUCGGCCGCGUGCUGCGCCGCCCUGGCCGGGGCCGACCUGCCGUGCCUGUGCCGGUACAAGAGCGCCGCCGGCGUGUGGGUGAGGUUCUACAGGAUCGACAUCAACCGCGCCAUGGGGCUGCCCGGCAAGUGCGGCCUCGCCAUGCCGGCCAACUGCUGAUCGCCGUCAGCGGCAGGGUCUUUGCUGCGAUCGUCCUUAUUACAUGCGCAUCAAGACAUGGGUAUACUGCUACGUACUGUAUAAGCUAGCUACGAGAUCGAAUAAACCAAUGCAAGCACGUCUGUGCUUCUUCUCCUGGUACAGUGUGAUGCUGAGCUGAGUGAGCUUGUUAAAUCACAGGGCAUUAGUAAGUGUCAGAACUGUAUUAUAUAUGUAAUACGUGUCCCGUCCACUGCAAAAGGUGGACGCAUGAAUAUGAAUUAACAGAGGAUCGUUCACGCA